Messenger RNA from Gloeophyllum trabeum ATCC 11539, 1863 nucleotides. RefSeq lists its product as uncharacterized. The transcript has 3 exons. NCBI's taxonomy places the organism in Eukaryota, Fungi, Basidiomycota, Agaricomycetes, Gloeophyllales, Gloeophyllaceae. The coding region runs from base 1 to 1659 and encodes 552 amino acids. The record is from RefSeq and is a predicted model, not a curated record.
AUGAAUCCUGGUGUUAACCCGGACGGGACACCAGUUAAGAGGCGUCCGGGUCGACCGAAAGGCAGCGGCAAGAAAUCCGCUGAUCCAAACGCCCCUCCACGAGAAAAGAGGCCCGUUGGACGUCCCCGAAAGGACGGGUUGCCCGCUGGAUCCGUUCCGGGGACCAGGCGACCUCCUGGUCGACCGCGCAAGCGUCCACCUGGGGAUUUUGCUACUCAGGGGCUCGGUUCAGCUUCGGCACCACCUGGGUCGGUGUCUGGCGCGAGCCGCAAGCGUCCCCGGCGUGCGUCGAACAUUGACCCCAGUCUUGACCGAGACGAUUGGUUUGAACUUGCUCGCAAGAAGCCGGAUAUGCUGCUUCAUGCCCUCAUUGGAUCCCUAGCAGCGCCCAGCCCUGUGUCGCGCCUAGGGCUCAGCGUAGAGGACGCGUUCAAAAUUCAUCUGGGGUCUCUCCAGCAGAAUGUCAAGGGCCAGACUAGUAUUCCCUCCUUCUACUCUAUCAUGAGGACGUUCUGGCUACCCUCCUCCCCCGCGUACUUCGUCUUGACUGCUCCGGCCUCAAGUGCUCGUCCGCUGUUCGAGCACCGUUUCCUCUACUGGGAUCCGCAGCCCCUGGUCUUCAAUGGAAUUGCCUGUUCUCACUGCACUUCACCGCUUGAGAAUAACGGGCGCAUUCGCUCUGGACCCAUCAAGGUGUAUGAUCUCGGUGAACCGUUUUAUAUCAUUGGAUGCGAAUACGUUUGCAAGAGUGCCACCUGCGUAGCCGCUACCUCCGCUGAGGGUCGGAAGUACGCGAGCACAGACUAUUCUAUCCUACGUGCCUUGCCUCACAUCCUACUCCAAGAAUUCCCUGCACAGCUUUGGAAUGGCUUGUCAGAUCUAGGUAGUGGUCCUACCAUCUGGAACUGGCAAGCGCUGGGUGUGUCCAAGGCGCUCUGGAAUAUGGUCCUCGGAUGCCUGACCGUUGGCAUGGGCAAGGGCGAGAUAUUGUCCGUCAUUCGGGGUAUCCACAACGGAGUCCCGGAUAACGCGUUUAAUCGCGACAAGGAGGAGGAGGAAGAGGGCGACGAACAAGAGGUUGCCCGAGAUGUCCAAGGUGCCGAAGAAAAUCCUGAGGGUCAACCUGAAGCUGGGGCAGAUACCCAAGAGCAGAACCACGACGAUGAAUACAACAGCGAAUGGAAUGGUGCUCAUGCUGCAUCGGACGGUAGUCAACAGCCGCCCAAUUCAUCGGGCCCAGCUCAGUCGAGCCCAGUCCCGGCUAACGUAUCCCCCCAUGUUCGCGAGAUCGGCCCGCCGCAACAGCAGCAGCACCAUUUCCAAACCUUUGGACAGGCCGCGGAAUAUAUGCCGUAUCCAAGUCCGUACACUGCCUUUCCAUAUUAUCAGCAGUCCACUCAAGCGUUGACUUCCGCGUCUCACCAGCCUACUAGUGGCGGAUCGGGGCGGCCGUACGACGGCAUGGCGCUAGACCCAGAGGCUGGCAUGGAGCAGGUCCACAAACGUGUAAGGCAUUGUUGUAAGUGCGGGUCGAACGAGUGUAAGGGGAAGGGGGGGAGGGCGUUUUGUACGAAUCCGUGUCAGGAUUGUGGUAAGAUGGAGUGUAAGGGACGCAACAGCAAGAGGCCGGACAAGACUUGUAUGGAGGCGUGGCCUUGAAGAUUAAGUGGACUCUGCUAGACUGUUGUACUCUGGGUUCCCUUCGUUUAUCGCCGUGUAAAGUGCUUUAUGAAUCUGCUGUGAAGUAGGUGUCGGUGGACUCUAUAUUCUACGAGGUUUAUCUACGUUUGCCUGUAGUUAAAUACGUCAGGUACUGUGAUGUGCAAAAUGUUGGCCAUGCGAAUGAGAUUCCUGUGAUAGCGU